Molecule: messenger RNA, 2236 nt
Organism: Podarcis muralis (Common wall lizard)
Lineage: Eukaryota; Metazoa; Chordata; Lepidosauria; Squamata; Lacertidae
Source: RefSeq, a predicted model, not a curated record
AUUCUCCUUUUUUAAUUAUGGUAGAUUGAACUGGCACAGCUGUUCAAUAUAGGUGCGGUUGUUUAAAAAUGGGUGCCUGAGUCUUCAUUCUUAUUUUCCAUUUUCCUCCCUGUGCCCUUUCCCUUGUGCGUCUUUUAUUUAAGACUGUAAACCUGCACAGACGGACUUGUUUUGCUUUGAUUCCAGGAUAGAUUGGCAUCCCGCCUUCUCGCUCCUGCAAUGGACACGGGAUCAAAAGAGAACGAGGCGGAGCCCCCCAGAUUCUACCACUUGGAGCUUUAUGACUCAGCUGAAGACCUGGAGCUCUUUUCGGAAGAGCCCUUCCGGAGGCGAGAUCUGGGCUUGUGCGAAACCAGUAAGACUCAAGGCACAGAGGAGCAAAGGUUGCCUUCCGUGGGCAACGCAAGAGAGAGCGACAAAGGGGAAGAUACAUACUGCAUUACGUGCUGCGUCCCGAUCAGAGCCGAUGGUCAGCAGAGUGGCGACCACAGUGAGCACGAGGUCAUUCCUCUUAGCAGCGUGGUGGAAAUUGCAAAGGAUGAGUUUCGGAAAAACGUAUGCAGACUGGAAGAUCAGAUCACUCACCUGGAGAGCUUUUCUAGCCACUUGGAGGAAAUUUUUAUCACCAUCGAGGAGAAUUUUGCUAGGCAGGAGCAGAACUUGGAGAGGGGCUACAAUGAUCUCAUGUUGACCCUCGAGCAAAGGUAUGAGGAAGUCAUGCAGGCUUUGGGGGAAGAGAAGAAGGAGAAGCUGGAAGGAUUGUAUGAGCAGCUGGUCAGCUGUGGAGGCAACCUGGACACAUGUAAAGACCUGAUGGAAACCAUUGAGGAUCUCAGCCAAGGUGAAAAUAAAGUGAAUGCAAUCAAGGCCGCAGUAGCUACAAGCCACAGAUUGGUCGACUUCUUGAAAAAGGACAUGGAUAUAGAUCUUUCAGUGCCGACAAACUUUGAAGCCCGGGUCAUAGAUUUCUCUGAUAUUCAGGAAUUAAUGGACUCCAUUAAUUCAGUCCCUGUUCCUUUGCCUCCUUGUGCACCAGUAAUGAACACCCAGGAUCCCAAUUCUGCUACUGGUACGUCCGUGAGAGUCUGCUGGAGCUUCUUUUCAGAAGAUAUUGUCGAAAGCUACCAGCUGUACUACAAACGAGUGAGCAACGAGACAUCAAAAGAGGAGCAGGACGCGUUUAUGCUAAACGUGAAAGAAACAUAUUGCACAGUUACUAACCUGGCGCCCAACGCGCAGUAUGAGUUUUGGGUGAAAGCCCUCAACAGAGCCGGGGUCGGUUCAGCGAGUGAACGAGCUGUUUACAUCACAGCUCCUUUAGCACCUGUCCUCAAAAGGAAGGAGAUCCAGAGUUGUGAACAUGCAGCGCUGGUGCGCUGGGAAUCUGGGAACACAAAUCCUGUUGACUCCUACACUGCUGAAUUGUCCAAGCUGACAGAUGGAGAGGACGGGAACAUCAUUACUGAGUCCAUUGUUGGCAUUCCAAAUUGUGAAGCGCUGAUUCAGCUGGAGCCAGGACACAACUACUUGCUCUCUGUGAAAGCCGUCAACAUGGGAGGUUCCAGCGAGCGGAGCGAGCCUGUCUCCAUCCUAAGCACAGGCACUUCCUUCACUCUGAAUGAGGAGACGGCCCACCUGCUGUCUGUGCUAGAAGACGGAUUGACAAUUGCAUGUUGCAAAACUGAGAGUCCCAAAUGUGAAUGGCCCUUCCGUGAAAACAGCUUUACAAGAUCCAUCGCUAUCUUGGGAAACCCAAUACCGUUCCAAGGCAAACAUUACUGGGAAGUGGACGUCAAUGAAAAUACGGAGUACCGUGUUGGUGUGGCUUUUGAAAAUGUGUCUCGAGACAGCUAUCUGGGCACAAGCCAUGCCUCCUGGUGUAUGAGACACACAGUCAAGUCUUCCAGACAUACCUACGAGUUUCUGAACAAUGGAAUGACUCCAGAAAUUACGAUUACUGUCCCUCCCCGGAGGAUUGGACUUCUGCUUGAUUAUGACAAAGGGAGCCUGUCGUUUUUUAACACGGAUAUUAUGCAACACCUGUACACCUUCCACAACCACUUUCAGGACUUUGUGUGUCCUUGUUUUGCUCUGGAGGAGCCCGGCACACUCCAGAUUCUGAAUGGCGUUGCGAUGCCCACCUACGCGAUUUCGUGAUUCGGGGGCAGCUGUUUGGCAUGCGUGCAAUGCCUGCCUCUUGCAUAACUCUAUUAAAACCUACAGCUUCUCAGUGUCA